UAUUGCAUCAACCGUAGACGUAGAAUAAAUCAAUCCGUCCAUUUCUUCCAUCUCAUCCGUUCAUUGUUACAGAAUCGUACCAAAACGGAUACAGAUGGCAUACAGAUCUGUAAAUUUUCUUCUUAAAUUCCAUAUAAAGUGUGUCCAGAAAUAAAAAUGUGAAACGCAAAGUGMGCUUGAUUUACUUAUCGACUAUUCCUGAUAUGGUACCUUGCCAUAAUGACACGAACGAAAGAAAAAAUCCUCCACGACAACAAGCCCCUAAACUCGACUUUUUACCAUCAUAAAUCGCACCAAACCACGUUGCUCAAAGGGUUGAACUCGUUAUGGGAAAAGGGCGAGCUUUUGGAUGUCACACUUAUCAUUGAAGGGCAGGUUUUUAAGGCUCACAAAGCUGUUUUAUCGGCAUGUAGUGAUUAUUUCCGUGCCAUGUUUACAAAUAACAUGUUAGAGUCGAGACAAGAUGAGAUUUGUCUCAAUGGAAUCACUGCUGUCGGGUUUCAUCAAAUACUCGAAUACGCUUAUACGUCAAGGAUUAUGCUUAAUUUAGGAAAUAUACAGGAUGUUUUGGAAGCAGCGUCGCAUAUUCAAAUGGAACCGGUUAUACAAGCCUGCUCCAAGUAUCUACUCUCGCAGAUUGAUAUCGACAAUUGCAUUGAUAUAGCCACAAUAGCCGAGAUUUACUCAUUAGAAAAAUUAAGAUUGAUGGUUUAUAGAUUUAUGAGUGAGCACUUGUUGGAGUUUUCAAAUUCUAAAGAGUUUUAUAGACUGACGCCGCAACAGUUGGAAAAUCUUCUGGCACUUGAUUUUCCGGUUGAUUGUUCCGAAGCCGAUGUUUUGAGGAUCGUUUUGGCCUGGUUUUUCCACGUGGAUACUUCCAAAAGGGAUCUACGAAUUUCUUAUGCCAUGCGAAUAAUUCAUUACAUUCAUUUCAAAGAAAUUUCCCGACGAAAAUUGGAUAGUAUCUUGAAUAAGAUCUUUCAGGACCGCAACUGCGAAUGGGAACUUUACAAAGUGAUUUUAUCAGAAGCUUACAUUCAAACUAACUCAAAUAAAAUUACAUCCAACUCAAAUUUACUCAACUCGCGUGGGAUGGAAUUAGCAGUAUUAAAAAUCGGAGGUUUUGGAAUCAGCGGAAUAACAAACGAAAUCACUUAUUGUUUUUCGAGUGAAAGAAAAUGGAAACAUUUGACAACAAUCCCUCACUUGGAACAAUGCAAUUUUGGAACAGCUGUACUCAACAAUGAAUUAUACAUCGUCGGGGGCUGUUUCAACCAAUCCUUGCAGGAAAAUAUCCACCCUUUUGGGUUCAAGUACAGUCCGAGGUACGAUAAGUGGUCAACAAUGUCUCCCAUGAAGAUCGAAAGGUGUCGCUUUUCAUUAAACGUCUUAGGCAGCAUGUUGUAUGCAGUAGGUGGCGCCAGUGAGGUUGAUGAGUAUGGCACAAGCACUUGCGAGUGUUACGACCCCGUGCUCGAUAUGUGGUACAUGAUAGCCCCCUUACCGGCUCAUAUCACCCAACAUGCGGGUGCGAGUUAUGAAUACAACCUCGAUUUGAAAUUAUUUAUCAGUGGUGGCAUGGAUCGCGACUCAAUCCAGUCAUCCAUGUAUUGUUACGUUGUAAAUGAGGAUAAGUGGCAGCAGUGUGCCCCUCUGAUACGGGCUCGAGCUGACCACGUGAUGUUGUCAAUCGGGGACUUUUUGUACGUUUGCGGGGGCUGGACCGAGGGUCCUGAAGGACGAUCGAGGAUUUUGGUCGAUACGAUUGACGUUUAUGACAUCAAGAAUGAUCGCUGGGAGGUCGUAACGACUGUACCAACGCCCCGAUACCAUGCGGGGAUUGUUUGUGUUGAUCAUAAGAUUUAUUUUAUUGGAGGGUUUUAUAGUGACGAUAUGUUUGAUAAAAGUACAGCGGCCAUAGAGUUUUAUGAUAUUGAGAGCGAUUCGUGGACGACGGAGGAAAAGUAUCCACAGGAUAUAUGGGAACACACGUGUGCCUCUUUGUUUAUUCCCAAGUGGAGGGACGAUAUGCAGGAUAUGCAGGUUAUUGCCAAAACGGAAAGUACGGUUUGAGUUUUUGUAUUUUUUUAUUUGUAUGUGUUUGGAUUUUGAGAAAAUAUAUUUAUUUUGUGAAUUA
Tribolium madens (black flour beetle) is the source of this 2137-nucleotide messenger RNA. RefSeq names its product kelch-like protein 26. The record is from RefSeq and is a predicted model, not a curated record. Lineage: Eukaryota; Metazoa; Arthropoda; Insecta; Coleoptera; Tenebrionidae. The transcript has 3 exons. Bases 220 to 2073 code for a protein of 617 amino acids. Gene Ontology annotation, molecular function: protein binding.